Messenger RNA from Penicillium manginii, 858 nucleotides. RefSeq lists its product as uncharacterized. Bases 1 to 858 code for a protein of 285 amino acids. Lineage: Eukaryota; Fungi; Ascomycota; Eurotiomycetes; Eurotiales; Aspergillaceae. Gene Ontology annotation, molecular function: zinc ion binding; oxidoreductase activity. The record is from RefSeq and is a predicted model, not a curated record. The transcript has 4 exons.
AUGGCGUUCACGCAAGCAGCAAACGUUGUCGAAAGAAUCGUUGGUCAUAGUGAUAAUACCUCAAUCACUACCGAUGUCAGCAACUAUGACAAUGAGUAUGGCAUGGAGACCGGGGACAAAAUAUUGGCCACAACCUGGCAAGGCAAAAACAAAAACGUAGGAGUCAUUCCCCAACUGGAGAAAGGUGAUGUUCUAGGGCACGAGUGUUGUGGAGUAGUCGAAAGAGUUGGACCAGAAGCCGACCGUGUCGAAGUCGGCCAACGCGUCGUCCAAUACUCUCAAUUCGAUAGAACAAAUGGCAAUAAGAUUGAGAAUGCAAUGUAUGGAAAGCGAACGGCUGGCAUGUUCGGGUAUUCGCAUUUUACAGUAGGCUUUGCCGGUGGGCAAGCCGAGUAUACUCGGGUUCCAUACGGCAAUGUUAAUCUUUUGCACAUACCAUUAGAUGUUCCGGAUGAGAAAGCACUUUAUUUAUCAGAUGUGGUUGCCACAUCAUGGCAUUGCGUGGUUGACACCGGUGUCAAGAAGGGUGAUGUUGUUGGAAUCUGGGGCGCUGGCCCUAUUGGGCAGAUGUGUGCGGAAUUUUCCUUCUUUUACGGAGCCAGUCGUGUGAUCUUGAUCGAUGGCGGCGAUGCUGCAUGGCGCUUAGAUUAUGUGAAAACAAAAUUGCCGAAGCUUGAAAUGAUUAGUUUCACUGAUCUUCUUCGAGGAAAGUCUGUGACAUCGCGAGUGAAGGAACUAGUUACAGGGGGCCUUGAUGUGGCUCUGCAAUGCGCUGCAGGGGAAUAUGCUAAAGGUUGGACACACUACUUCGAACAGAUGCUUGGGAUGGAGACGGAUACUUCUGAAUUACUCAACUAG